CCCAUUGCCAACGUCGUAUCAAUCCUACAAACAAUGGAGAGCCUCGCUACCUGCACCCGCAACAACGCUCAGCUACAGCUCAGCUCCUUCAUCUCCCUCGAUGCCGACGAUGAAAUGGCCCAGCUCAUCCUCGAGGAAAUCUCGUACAUGCGUCGUUCAUUUACGGGUGUGGCAGCCGAGAUCGCCAGCUCUCCUUCCAGCGCACCCUCAACGGGACUUAAUGCCAUCUCGGAAGACGACGAAGAGGAGGAGGAUUAAACAGACUGCAUCUUACAUACCAACUAAUAGAGAACUACGCGAUCAGGGACCGAUGCAUCACACCGCCGGGACUUACGCACACCGUGCCGCAAAUAGGUUUCUGUCGAGCCCGCUCGUUGGGAGGACCAUGCCGGCCGGUGUCAGCGCACGUAGAGGGCAGGUAUAGCAAAAGACAACGCGGUAUUUAUUGGAGAACAAGGCGAUUUCUUUUCCAAUGUUGGAUAUCCAUAGCGCUUGCCUUUUCUACUGCGAUGUCGAACGCUCAAUGGCAUGAGUCGAUCAAGUAGUACUACGUAGAAUCACGUAGUACCUUAAAGUAGCACUUUAGACGUUUAAAAAAAGAGGAAUAC
This is a messenger RNA of Phytophthora infestans T30-4, 608 nucleotides long. RefSeq lists its product as uncharacterized. The record is from RefSeq and is a predicted model, not a curated record. The transcript is spliced from 2 exons. The coding region runs from base 34 to 258 and encodes 74 amino acids. NCBI's taxonomy places the organism in Eukaryota, Oomycota, Peronosporomycetes, Peronosporales, Peronosporaceae.